Messenger RNA from Exserohilum turcica Et28A, 3738 nucleotides. RefSeq lists its product as uncharacterized. The record is from RefSeq and is a predicted model, not a curated record. Lineage: Eukaryota; Fungi; Ascomycota; Dothideomycetes; Pleosporales; Pleosporaceae. Gene Ontology annotation, biological process: regulation of transcription by RNA polymerase II. The transcript is spliced from 5 exons. The coding region runs from base 1 to 3336 and encodes 1111 amino acids.
AUGGCGCCAAUCGAGACCCCGCGACCACGCGUGAGAAGUGCACGACCGCCCCGGCGACACAUCUCUGACACGGCGCCUGUCAACAAACGGCGCAAAUACAUACCGGGCGGCGCAGGGGGUGGUGGGCAGUACGUUGAUUACGAAGGGCCCGAAACACCAGGAUAUAGCUAUACGGGCGCUCGCAGCCGCACCGGACGCCUCAACGCCGACAGACAGCACGGUUCCAUGUCGGCGCCCUCGCCGUCAUACUCACGACCCCGACGCGAACGGCCGGCCGGCGGACCACGCUCCAGCUCUGCUGCUGCAGUUGCCGCCGCCGUGGCUCAAAACGAUGGAUUCAAGCCGCGCGAAGAACGGUCCUGGGACGAGUUCCAUCCUGAUCUCGACAUAGAUGCCGAAUUGCCCGUCUUUAGCGCAGACCAGAUUGAUGGCAUCAGUCCGACGGAAAGUGCCUCAGCCACGCCACAGGACGCUUCGGCCAGCGGACAAUAUGCGAUUGAUAAUGGUUUCUCUGCUCUCCUUGACGGCCUGCGAUCCCAGCCGCCCGAGCCUGCCGAGCAUGAAGAAAGCGCGCUUCUGACACCAAAACCACGACGGCCUGGACGACCCCCGCGCGACAGACACUCCUCCAUGCUUUCCGGUCUCGGCCCGCCCCCUCGGCCGCGCAUCAAUCCCCUUCCGACGAUGAAUCCCCGCGAGAAAUUGAAUCUGCCCAAACCAUCAGUGCGCCAAGUGGACCCGUUCAAGGAGCACGAGGAAAGCGAAGGAGUCAAGGUCAAUUAUGUGGACAAGACCAUGGCGAACAUUGGCUAUCAGGAGAGCGAGGUCUUUGUAAGGAGCUCGGAGAAUAGCCUGAUUCGCCUCCCCGAAGGCUCCAUUGAAGAAGACCUUGACCUGACAUUGCAGACAGAGGCCGAGGGGACUGCGGGCGCAGUUGCUCUGGGUCGCGUGGAAUUCGACAUGGAUGAGCAAGACGAACGGUGGCUGGAGGCGCUCAAUGUGCAGCGAAAAGAAGAGGGCGUUGAAGGCAUCAAACCCGCGAUAUUUGAAGUCACAAUCACUCAGAUCGAGAAAGAGUGGCAUGCAUUGGAGAAGCGCAUACCCAAACCAAAUCCCAAGCCACCUCAGACGCAUCGGCCGCGAUCUAGUAGUGCAGCGGCUGUCAACGGAGAACCCGCUGGGCAAGGUGAGGAACAAGACACAAAGUGCGCUAUUUGCGAUGAUGGCGACUGCGAGAACACCAAUGCCAUAGUUUUUUGCGAUGGAUGCGACCUGGCUGUACACCAGGAAUGCUAUGGAGUGCCUUUCAUUCCAGAAGGCCAGUGGCUAUGUAGACGGUGCCAGUUAGUGGGGCGCGGUACGCCCGUUAGUGAGCUUCCGGGCUGCAUCUUUUGUCCAAACAUCGAUGGUGCAUUCAAGCAGACAACAUCCAUGAAAUGGGCACACUUGCUAUGCGCCAUGUGGAUCCCAGAAGUAUCACUUGGCAAUGCAACCUUCCAAGAGCCAGUGCAGGACGUGGAGAAGGUACCCAAGACUCGCUGGAAAUUGUCGUGUUACAUCUGCAAACAGAAAAUGGGCGCUUGUAUCCAGUGCGGACACAAGUCGUGUUUUGAGGCUUUCCAUGUGACAUGUGCGCGCCGGGCCAGGCUGUGCUUACGUAUGAAGGCGUCACAGUCGACAAAUCCACAGGAUCCGACCGUGCUCAAAGCCUAUUGCGACCGUCACACUCCCUCCGACUGGAAGCGCGAGUAUGAUGUGGAGAGCGCGAUUGCAGAUGCAAAAGCCUUUUACCGGCAUACCAUGCGCCAUGUCCGAUGGCCAGACAGUCAAGCAUACGCCCUUUCCAUCGGAUCGUCACAUGCAAUGCCUUCUAUCGAAGGACCAGACGACGAUACCCCAGGCUCCAACAAGCGCAAACGCGCAUCGGGGACAAAAUCCUGGAGACUUCCUUCUGGCGCUCCCGUUGUACCACAGGCCGUCUACCACAAUGUCGAAAACACGCUCAUUAGAUUCAACGUUCGUAAGCGCAAGGAGUUUGUACAGGACGCCUGCAAAUACUGGACAUUGAAGCGAGAGGCACGGCGUGGUGCUGCGCUCCUCAAGCGCCUACAGCUGCAAAUGGAGGCUUUCUCGUCCAUGGAGAUCACCCGCCGUAAUUUUGCAGGCAUGGGUGCCGCUGGCAGACCUCGGCUGCAGCGACGUAUUGAGUUUGCAGAGCGCCUUGAAGACGACAUGGAACAGAUCCGGGUGCUGUGUGAAAUGGUCAAACAGCGAGAGGCUGAAAAGCUCAAGGAUGUCCUCAUUUUGCAGCAAAUUGUCGACUGCAUCUACUUCCCGAUUCCGCAACUGCUGCAGCCCAUUCUCGCUCGAGCACAAGCACUUGACAGCCGAGGCUACUUUAGCGAUGGGUUUAAUCAGCUCCAGACCAAGCUCGACGAGAAGUUUUACACGUCCGUACAGACAUUUAACGAAGACAUGGCGGCUGCUCUGAGCGCUGAGCUUGGGUUUGCCGCCGUCACCAACAUCAACGAGGCCGAACAACAGCUCAACCAGGUCUCCCAUAGCAGCUUGACGUCUGAGCAGAAGGAGAUGAAGAAGAUUGUCAAGCGCAUCACCAAAGUCUUGCAGCCCCAUUUUGAGGACGCAAUCCGAAAAGAAUCCGAGCUGGCUGGCAGGCCAUACGAGAAACUGCCUGAUUUGGAGACGCUCCUUAAUCAAAAGCUCCAGCGCAGGUCCAGUGUGCUCUCACAUGAUGAAAAUAUUCGGCAAACCACGGAAACGGACCAGCCAAAUGUGGGACAAGUCCACAAGGGUGUUCUGGAUGGAGAAGAAGCCGCCGCCAUUGGCCAGAAGUCUGAAGAAAUACAAAUGGCGCCCACUCCCGACGAAAAUGGCGCGGAUGCAGACCGUACACACGAUGAAGCGGCUGAUGAGGCGGCUAUUGCGCUGCAGCUUGGUCAAGACGCAUUGCACGUUUCUCAGACGCAGGCUCAAGGCGACGGACUUGCCGAAAACCAUGGCCAUGUCGAUGGUCGUCCCGAGCCUUUGACGCCUCCGAGAUCGGAGAAGAACCUACUUAAUCCGCUGGGCAACGGCGGUGUGCCGUGGUACUUUGAGACGUUUGAUGUGCACGGGACCACCGUAUACGAAGAGCGGUAUACUGGUCGUGAGGUGCUUCGAGACAUGAGCGAGGAGUUGAGUGAGCUGGACGAUGACGAGCUGGACGGCCUAGCCAAUUCGGAUCCUGUCCGAUCGUUGGACACGGCAGAAUCGAACGUGGCAGCCAUCAAGAAGGCGGUGGCGCGCAAAAGGCAGAAGCGGUCCAGGGGGUGGUGAUUGAGGAUGUGGUCAGUAUUUUGUUUCUUUGUUUGCUUUGUUUUCCUCUUCUUGCGCAUGGACAAGUCGUGUCGCAUCUUGUAUUAUCUUGGGCAUUUGUAACAUAGCUACCUGACGGCGUAGAAGGGACACUACGGGCGUGUGGUGCAUGGCGUACACUUUACGAUCUGGGACCGGCCAACGCGUGUCGAUGGUUUCUUUCCAGCAGGACAUGGUGGCAUGGAGUAAUUGGAUUGGUUAGCUGCCGGGUUGCAGUUGCACCGAGUCUCGUCGGCAGGGGUAACGAAACAUGGGGAGCAGUAGGCUGGAACACGAGCAAGAACAAGUAUAGUAGUUUAUUCUCAUGGCGACCGCUUGGAGCAGCUUGUUGCGGCAGCCAGCGUGAGGACGGAUGGGGAAUGG